Hevea brasiliensis (rubber tree) is the source of this 2383-nucleotide messenger RNA. RefSeq lists its product as uncharacterized. The coding region runs from base 525 to 2012 and encodes 495 amino acids. Gene Ontology annotation, molecular function: zinc ion binding. The record is from RefSeq and is a predicted model, not a curated record. Lineage: Eukaryota; Viridiplantae; Streptophyta; Magnoliopsida; Malpighiales; Euphorbiaceae. The transcript is spliced from 4 exons.
GGCCACCUCAAAAUACAGUAAAGUUUUCCCCUCUCUCUCUCUCUCUCUCUCUCCUCCUCCGGCGUAAGCAAAGAGAUGGGAAAUGACGCCUAAACUUGCUGUUGAUCUCUUUCUGAUUGAAACUUGAAUUUUAGUGCCCAAUCCAAUUGGUGGGUUUCCCAUUUUUCAGAUCUCUGAACCAUUUUUCCAGGUAAGGGGCAAGGGGAAAGGCUCCCAAGUAACAGUUCAACAGCAAAGGUUUGGACAUUCACCACAAAGAUUGGUUUAGUAAAAGUCCUGGUGGCUUCCUAUUUCUGAAUCAAUAGUGCAUUCACUUGAUGCUGAUUUCUGGAUGCAUUUAAAAAGAGACGAUUGAAGAUGGAAAAGAAGGAUGCCCUGCAUUCCAUUGUGACCUUUAUGACACAGAAAUAGUUCACAAAAUAGCCCAAGUGUUCCUUCCUGGAUUAGCAGCAGCUUGUGUCGACAACACAACAGGUGGUAUAUUCAGGUCCCCUGCUUCAGUGGCUGUUGAUUUGAGAAAAGAAAUGAUUGACUACCUCACCCAGCGAAGCGAAAGUUUUGUUGCUGAGACUGUUAUCUUGGAAGGUGGUACAAAUACAGAGGUAUCUGACCAUCCUUAUGAUAUCAUUUCUGAUUUUGUUGAUGACUUUGCAAGUUCAAAGAGAAAUAUCUUUAGUCGGGUUUCAGGAUGGCUACUAAGUGAAAAGAGAGAAGACAAGAUAGAUGAUUUCGUACAGGAGAUGGAAGAAAAUGGGUUUUGGCUGACAGACAGGACAGAAGCAAUUGCUCAGACAUUGGUUAAGAAUGUUGACUUUAAGAACACAUCUCACUGUGACAAGAAAUUCAACACAGCAGAAGAGCUAGCUGGGCAUGUUGUCAACUGUGACUUUAGGUCCAUGAACUGCAAAAAUGAGGGGUGCACUGUUGUCUUUUGUGCAAGCCAAAUGGAGAAUCAUGAUUGUGUUUGUCCUUUCAAAAUAAUCCCAUGUGAACAGAAGUGCUCAGAUAGCAUCAUGAGAUGCGAAAUGGACCGGCAUUGUAUAACUGUCUGUCCAAUGAAGCUUGUGAAUUGUCCUUUCUAUUCUGUGGGUUGUCAAUCCACCAUAGCCCGGUGUAUGAUAAAGCAACAUUGUUUAGACGACCUCCAUUUGCACUUGGUAUAUGCUCUUAAAAAUAUUCACAAGGGAGCUACUGAGGAGGACCUAAAACAACGGGUGGAUCAGAUAGUGAAGUCAUCUUCUGGUCAGCUAGAAGCAACUAGAGAUGCAAGAUCUCUAACCCUUAGAGUCAGGGAUAUUGAUGCAAAGCUUGGGCCAUUAGAAGUUAGUACUGCCAAAAAGGUUAGUGAAGAUGCCACUGAGGCUACAAAUAACAUUAUUGACAAAUCCACUGAGGCUAUAAACAAGGCAAUUGAAGAAUCAUCUGAGGCUGGAAAUGAUGGUGUUGAAAAAUUGACAAACACCACAAACAAUGUUGGUGAAGAGUUCACUGAGGCUGCAAAUAACAUUACCAACAUACCCACUGAUUCUAUAAAUGAGGCAAUUGAAGAAUCAUCUGAGGCUGGAAAUGGUGGUGUUGAAAAAUUGACCAAUCCCACAAACAAGGUUGAUGAGGAGUCCACUGAGGCUGUAAACAAGGCAUUUGAAGAAUCAUCUGAGGCUGGAAAUAGUGUUAUUGAAAAAUCAACCAAUAUCACAAACAAGGUUGAUGAAGAGUCCACUGAGGCUGUAAACAAGGCAUUUGAAGAAUCAUCUGAGGCUGGAAAUAAUGUUAUUGAAAAAUCGAUCAAUACCACAAACAAUGUUGGUGAAGAGUCCACAAAGGCUGCAAAUAACAUCACUGACAAAUCCUCUGAGGCUAUAAAUGAGGCAAUUGAAGAAUCAUCUGAGGCUGGAAAUAGUGUUAUUGAAAAAUGGACCAACACAAAAGACAAGGUUGGUGGCGGCUCUACGGAGACUUCAAAUGUAACAGCUUAUGCUUCAGAGGAAGCUAGAAGCCAAGUUCCAACAUAAAUCAAUUGUGAUUUCUCAGUAGACAUUAUAAAUGAAAUGUUAGAAAUCUUAUCUAGGAGGAAGCUCAAUCAUGCAACUUCUCAGAUGCUCAAACACUGGUUCCUCCGCAAAACUUUUGCUCUUGAGAUCUUGGUUUUGUUCCUUCCCUUCUAUACCUUUUCUUUCAUCAAGUUCUUUUUUGACAAUGAUUUUUUUCUUUUUUUGAAAUCAUAUAAUUUAAAUGGCAAUACUAUGUACUUUGUAGUUGUCGCUAUGGCGUGUAUCUGCAGCAUCAAUUAAUGUGAGGUAUCUGUAUCAGAACAUGAUGAUCCCAAUUGUCAAAUGGGUAAACACAAUUACAGAAAUUUAAAUGGUUGUGUGGAUGAUGUAAA